AUGCAAUCGUUUGAGGGAGUGUGCCUGUCGUCCUGUCGUUGUUAUCGGAAACGCGUUGCAACUGUGCUCAUACAGCAUGACGUCACCCCCGAGACAUGCCCCGUACAGUAUAGGCCGAACACAGUAACGGGCUGUCUGCAGUACCAAGGGUACUGUAAAAAGAGACGGACGAAUUUGGAGUCGCACGACUCACGUCCUGCACAUGAGCAACUCAUGGAAACUAGCCGUCUUCAUUUCGUCGCCGCUAGUUAG
Messenger RNA from Chondrus crispus (carragheen), 252 nucleotides. RefSeq lists its product as hypothetical. The coding region runs from base 1 to 252 and encodes 83 amino acids. The record is from RefSeq and is a predicted model, not a curated record. Lineage: Eukaryota; Rhodophyta; Florideophyceae; Gigartinales; Gigartinaceae. The transcript has a single exon.